CGGGAGACUUGGAUAUUUGUAUGCGAGGCUACGCAGUGUCAGCAUUCUAAUAAAUCUCUAGUUAUUAACUCCCUUCAUUCAUCAUUGUUAUCCAUCAUCAUGUCGACGAUGGUGGCCACCCCGACCAGCCCGGUCGAAAGGCUUCACACCGAGCCAGAUCCGGUCCAUCCAGAAAGAAACACCGAGAAUCAUGGCCCUCCCGAGCCUGCCCCUACCCUUACCCCUACCCAUACCACCAACAUCAACGCCAACGGUGAUGUCGGCGGCGACGGCGACCCCGGAUCCAUCUCCCCGACAACCCUCACUGACGCCGACACCUCCACCCUCGACGACGCAUCCUCAGCCCUAAACGCGCCCUCCCCCCUCCACGACAACGACACCAACACCACCACCACCACCCCCGAGUCCGACGCCGAAACAGCCAAAGGCGACGCCGAUGCUGACGCCGACGCCGACGCCUCCGACUCGGAAGACGACUGGUCGCGCAUCCAAAAACUGCCCCCGAUCGUGGAAUACAAGAUGAUGGACUUCGACCAGUUCAAGAACCGGCACGGGAGCGAGGACGGCCGAUCGAUCAUCGAAGUGCUGCGUGUCGGCCCCAGCACCCGAGGCAAGGUGUCUGCCGAGCAGUCGCGUCGCAGACGAGGGCGUCGACGAAGGACCCAUGCGGCGGGGGGGAGUGGUGGUGGUGGUGGUGGCAGCGCCGAGCUCAACGACACGUGGAUCCAGCGGGUGCGCAUCCAGUCGCAGCCGAUUAUCAGUCACUUGCAGAAUGUGACGGGGUCGAAUGGGUGGGACGUGACGCGGCCGCGGACGUUCUUUCGGCCGUUUCAUACGAUGGUUUAUUUCCACGACCGCAUGAAGGAGUCCUUGCGAAUUCUGGAGGAUCGGUGGGCGGAGGCGGAGAGGCGGGAGUCGGUUGGGGAAGGGGGGAUGAAGAAGGAUGGCGAGACAGAGAAUUAUGGGGAGGGUGACGAGGAGGAUGAUGAGGAGGAGGAUGAUGAUGAUGAUGAGAGAAGUGAUAUCGGCGAGCCCAAGAUCGACAUCACCGGCCCGGAUCUGAAUAGCGUCACUGCGCUGCGACAUCUGCGAUGCUACGUGGGGUUUGUCGAGAAGGAGCUCAUUCCGCUGUACGAGCGAUUCAACACCACAGCGGUGCGCAAAGUGCUCUUCAGCGACCUGUGGAUGCUCUUCCGCGAAGGCGAGACGCUUUACUGCGUGUCCGACUCGGACGAGUCCCAAUCCACGAGCACCUCGAACCCUUUCUCCUCGUCCAACUCCCCGUCCUCGACCUCCUCGUCCACCCCGAUGCAUCAGACGGCCUGGCGGCUGUACUUCAUCGGCGACACGAUCAUCAAGGACCACACCCCGGACGACAUGGGCAACGAAUACAGCACGUUCAACGCGCACUGCUACCACGUCGACUACGACGGCAACACGUACGGGGCCGUGAAGCACAUCUUCAAGAUCAAGUUCUUCGAGGGCGAGAAGGACAUCACCUCGCUGGAGAUCUACCCGAUGCGGUACGCCAAAGACGCCGAGUCGAUCCGCUCGCAUCUGAUCGAGCAGGGGAACAAAUUCCAGUCCAUCAUCAACGAGCGCCAUCUGCUCUACAAGGGGUGGACCAUCACCAGCACGCCCACCGGAGAGGUGGAGGCCGACUUCAAGACCCCGGAGCACAUCGAGAGCGAUGUCAUUGUCGACCUGGUCGAGGGGUUCCAGCGGUAUCCGUCCUGUAAGCCGGAAUUCUACACCACGGCGGACGAGGACGACGAGUGGAAGUUCGGCGAAGACGACAUCCAUAUCCGCCACUGGACGGACCAGCGACGGGUGAUGUUGCUGGGGGAGGUCGAGGAGAUCACCGUGCGCGGCGACUGCGUGGUCUUCCGCCAGAUCAACGAGUUGCUGAAGACGGACCCGUUCCUGCCGGAGAGUAAAUCGGACAAGAUCAGCCGGCUCGCCGACGAGGAUCUGAUGCUGCUGCCUCGACGAAUGAUCGCGUACGUGCUGCGGGAGCGGAAGUUCGUGAUGGUGGACAUCUGGUCGCUGCAGGGGGUGACGGCGCAGGCGAACGCCUUCCGCGACCUGAAGAUCAACCCGAACCACAAGCGGAUGGUCAAGGCGCUGGUGCAGGCGCAUUUCAAGAAGCAGGACUUGCAGAAGAAGCGGCCCCUGGUCGGGCUGAGCCAGGAUCUCAUCACAGGCAAGGGCUCCGGGCUGGUCAUCCUGCUGCACGGGGCCCCCGGGGUGGGCAAGACGGCCACGGCCGAGGCUGUGGCCCAGGCGAACAAGAAGCCGCUGUUUGUGAUCACCUGUGGCGAUCUGGGGUAUUCCCCCAAGGAGGUCGAGGAGGCCCUGAAUAAUAUCUUCCGCCUGGCGCACCUUUGGAAUUGUGUCUUGUUGUUGGACGAAGCGGAUAUCUUCCUGUCGAGGAGAGAGACGACGGAUUUGAAGCGAAAUGCGCUGGUGUCCGUCUUCCUCCGCGUCCUGGAAUACUACAGCGGGAUCCUCUUCCUCACCACGAACCGAGUCGGAACCCUCGACGAGGCGUUCAAGUCGCGCAUCCACGUCAGCCUGUACUACGAGACGCUGAAGAAGAAACAGACGCUGGCCAUCUUCCAGGUCAACAUCGACAAGCUGAAGGCCAUGGAAACCUCGAAGCAGGAACAACUCAAAGACGAGGAGGAAUUCCAAGAGCCCCUGCUGACCGUCGACGAGAAGAGCAUCCUGCACUACGCGGCCUGGUACUUCGACCACGUACCGGACUCGCGCUGGAACGGCCGGCAGAUCCGCAACGCGUUCCAGAUUGCGUCGUCGCUGGCACGAUAUGACAUGCGCAAGACCGCGUUGGAUGAGUGGGGCGAGGACGAGACGCCCUCGAGCCAGGGACCGGGGCAGCAGCAGCAGCAGGAGGAGGAGGAGGAGGCCGAGACGGUGGAUGUGGCGACCGGGCCGGUGCUGGACUGGUGGCAGUUUGAUAUGGUGGCGGAGGCGAUCGAGCGGUUCGAGACCUACAUGCAGGAGGCUACGGGGGGAACCGACGUUGAUGCGGCUCGCAUCGAACAUAUCCGGGCCGAUGACUUCGAUUAUCAGAGUACGCCGCCACGGCCGCGGUAUCGCCCGCCACGGAAUCCCAGGGAGUGGACGCAGGCGGCGAGAGGGGGAAGGGCGAGGCCCAUUCCCCCUGCCCCUGCCCUAAGACGGGGGCCUGGUCCGGGCAGGGGACAGCCUCAGCCCCCGAGUCGGGCAGACCAUGCGGCGCCUCCGGGCUGGAGGGGAGGCAGGCAGGGACCCCCGCCCCGGAGGUAUCAGCCUCCAACAAGUGCCACGGUGACCCCGUCGAGGCGGGCUCCUCGGCGGAUGGAGAUGUCGCCGUCGGGGUGGGAUGACGGGCAUGGAGCCCCGGAGGAGGAUCAGGGGAUGGAGGAGGGAUAUGACGACUACUAUGGCGGGGAGGAGCAGUAUGAGGAGGACUAUUGA
This is a messenger RNA of Aspergillus heteromorphus CBS 117.55, 3480 nucleotides long. RefSeq lists its product as uncharacterized. Bases 100 to 3480 code for a protein of 1126 amino acids. Gene Ontology annotation, molecular function: ATP binding; ATP hydrolysis activity. The transcript is spliced from 3 exons. The record is from RefSeq and is a predicted model, not a curated record. Lineage: Eukaryota; Fungi; Ascomycota; Eurotiomycetes; Eurotiales; Aspergillaceae.